AUGAGCCAAGGCUCAAGCCCCUCUGGUGCUGCCAACAGUGCCGAACGAAAUUCACCGCCUCAUCAAGAAUCAUCACGUCCGGCACACCUAUUGGAUACUGACGGCCCAACAACGGCACAGGCUAGUGGAAUGACAGCCGAUAUCGAUCCCUUCCUGCUGUCAAUGUUUCAAUUCAACAGUGAAAGGAAGUUUGGAUUCAACAAGCUGACCACGCAGUCAGUUAGCCAAGAGAAAGUGCCGGUCCAUUUUAGCUUGGCUCAGCCAUCAGUUUUCCGGGACAGUCGAGAAGAAGUCGGUAUGGAUCUUGCUCUCGGAGAUUCGGCCCAACACACUUUGGAAUCUCUUUUCUCAAUCGAAACAGGCCAACGACUCCUGGCCCUAUACAAAGAGUACGUUGCACCACAGUAUCCAAUAUUUGCCCUGUCCAAUCCACUCGACACGAGAAAAUCUCCACCAUACCUCCUCGCAGCGGUAUAUUCCAUUGUACAGCCAUUUGUUCAACUCGACGAUAUACUAUUCAUUGAGCGUGCCUAUGACACACCUCCUUAUGCACAGCUAUCCAGGAUUGUUUGGAGAGAACUGUUUGCCGAACUACAUGCUCCUAGCAUUCCUGUCAUUCAAGCUCUGCUAUUGAUCGUGGUACGCCCACCGACGACCGACCAUCUGUCGGAGGCAGCCUGGAAAUGGAAUCUGUUCGGCACCUUGGUCGCCGCGGCACAGACGCUUGGACUGCACCAAAAUCCCAAGACAUGGCAUAUCCCAGGAUGGCAAAUCUCGCAAAGACGAAGAAUAUCCUGGACGCUUUAUGCAACUGAUAAAUGGCUUGCUUGUGCGUUUGGCAAGCCGCCACUACUGCAUCCGAACAAUUGGCUUGUCGAUUCUUUGUCCAACUGUGACAGUUUCGAUGCCGGAAUCAGCCCUGAAGAGUUGUCCUACCUCUUAUCAUUUUCCUGCCUGACAUCAAUCCUUUCCAAAAGUCUGCAAAAGCUCUUCUCCCUGCGGGCAUUGGGCUUGCUGAUAUCCGAACCUUCUGCGACAAGUGCAUUGGCACAGGAAGUUCUCACAGAACCCGUUGCCUGUCGAGCCCACCUGCCAUCUGCCCAGGAUGCUACAGGUCAGCGCAAGGAAACGCUGGCCUUGAAGACUGCCUGCGAACUGGGUUAUGCUUGUAUAAUGAUUCAGAUUUCCCGCGCCACCAUUCGUCCAUAUCUGACUGCGGCCGAAACCCAAGAGGACCAGAACGGGACCGCGGAUGAAUACAAACAUGCGCGAGUUCAGGCUCGGACAGCCGUCAGAGAAGCUGUCGAGUUUAUUGAAACUCUAGAUCUGGACCAUGCCAACAUCUUCUGUCCGAUCUGAAGUCAGCAUACCAUUUCCUCCAUCUAUCAUUUUCUGCUACUGAUGGUGCUCACAUCGAAGACGCCCGAGGAGUCGCUCGAGUGGGUUAACGACUUUCAGAGAGCCUAUCAGCAAUUGAGAUCCAAGUCAAGGCUGGUAAAACCACUCCGAUUUGCAUCAUUACGAAUCGGCUCCAUAUUUUGGAAGAGUAUUAGCAAAGUCUUCAGGGUAGAACCUCAUGUCCUUGAAGCAUUCCAAACGGCCAAAGUCAACCUCGGGUCUAUCCAGAAAUGACCACUACAAUUCAAGCUAUUAGGUGCGCCUUGUUCAAGAUGACUAGCCGCUGAGCUCCUUGGUAUAGCAGCAGAAGAAGCAAAUUGCCCACUGUUACU
Messenger RNA from Exophiala xenobiotica, 1730 nucleotides. RefSeq lists its product as uncharacterized. Bases 1 to 1359 code for a protein of 452 amino acids. Lineage: Eukaryota; Fungi; Ascomycota; Eurotiomycetes; Chaetothyriales; Herpotrichiellaceae. The record is from RefSeq and is a predicted model, not a curated record. The transcript is spliced from 2 exons. Gene Ontology annotation, cellular component: nucleus. Gene Ontology annotation, biological process: DNA-templated transcription. Gene Ontology annotation, molecular function: zinc ion binding; DNA binding.